Messenger RNA from Monoraphidium neglectum, 381 nucleotides. RefSeq lists its product as hypothetical. The coding region runs from base 1 to 381 and encodes 126 amino acids. The transcript is spliced from 3 exons. Lineage: Eukaryota; Viridiplantae; Chlorophyta; Chlorophyceae; Sphaeropleales; Selenastraceae. The record is from RefSeq and is a predicted model, not a curated record.
AUGAUGCUACGGAGCUCAAUGACGCAUCGUGGGGUGGCUAGCAGCGGCACAUCUGCUUCGGUGAUGCGAACGCAGCGGGCGGUGCCGUGCGCUGCUGCUGGCAGCGGCUUUGGAAAGACCGCCAGCAAGAAGAAAGUGGACCUGUCCGGCGGCAUAGCGAUCCCGGCUCCCAAAGAGAAGAAGGAGAAGGCGGCCCCGCAGCAGCAGCAGCAGCCCCUCGACCCCAAGCAGGCGGCGGCGGCAGCAGCCGCAGGCGGCGGCAGCGACUGGGCGGUGGUCGGCAAGGUGGCAGAGCUGUUUACGCUGGAGAAGCCGAGCAAGGCGAUCAUCCUGCCCAGCGGCAUCAAGCUCUGCCCGGCGCUGCGCGCCCCCGGCCCCUGA